AUGAGCUUCACCCCAUGUUCAACUUAAACCUUCCUAAUCCAUUCUUCUCCUAAGUCCUACUUCAUAUUCCAACUUCUAUACUUCCUUGCAUCCAAAUACUUUUGUAAUGGCACUCACUUUUAUUUCCUCACUAUCCAUUAAAUCCUUAGCCACUUCUUCUCCAAAUCCAAAGGCUCCCCCAAUUCGUCUGCAAUCCCUCUCCAACAAGCCCUUUUCACUGGUCUGCCAAUUAGACCCUGAGAGACACCAUUUUCAUGAUUGUUCCAGCAAGCAAUGCAAGACAGUUAAUGAAGAUUCGAAGAAAUGGAGAAGCAUUGUUUCAGCAGCAAUGGCAGCUGCAGUUAUUAGCUUUAGCUCUGGCAUGCCCGCCAUUGCUGAUCUCAAUAAAUUUGAAGCUGACACACCUGGUGAAUUUGGGAUUGGAUCAGCUGCCCAAUUUGGUUCUGCAGACCUCAGGAAAGCUGUACAUGUGAAUGAAAAUUUCAGAAGAGCCAAUUUCACUUCUGCGGAUAUGAGGGAAUCUGAUUUCAGUGGUUCAACAUUCAAUGGUGCAUACCUCGAGAAAGCAGUCGCAUAUAAGGCAAAUUUUGCAGUAAAUAAUUCACAUCAGAAAGACAGAAACCCCCACUUCAUCAUUAUUUCCAUUCCUGAGAGGUCAUAUCCAUCCCGCCCUGCAAGUGCAGAUUUGAGCGACACAUUGAUGGAUCGUAUGGUCCUUAAUGAUGCUAAUCUAAAAGAUGCCGUGCUUGUUAGAUCAGUUCUCACCCGAAGCGAUCUUGGGGGUGCCCUCAUUGAAGGUGCUGACUUCAGUGACGCCGUCUUGGACCUCCCCCAGAAGCAGGCUCUUUGCAAGUAUGCAAGUGGGACGAACCCAACCACAGGGGUGAGCACAAGAGCAAGCUUAGGUUGUGGGAACAGUCGACGAAACGCUUAUGGCACUCCCUCAUCCCCUCUGCUAAGUGCUCCGCCUCAGAGACUGCUUGAUCGGGACGGAUUCUGUGAUCAAGGCACUGGUCUUUGUGAUGUAAAAUGAUUCCAAGGCAUGGUAAUUAGUUUUACCAACAUCAUUGAUCGCAUACGAUAAAUGUGUGUAGAUAUGUACGAGGGAUAAAAGAAAAUGCAGAACCAAAACUACCUGUACAUCCUUAAAGCCUUAACUAUGAUACACAUCUGAAACAGAAGGAAUCAGUUGUUGAUUAUGAUCAUAUCUUGAGUAAUGUAUUGAUGAGAAAAGUUUUCCAAUGCUUCUGUUGUAAUUGGAGUGUCAUGAUCAGUGCUACUUUCUAUCUCAUUUCCCAUGACUCUGAUUUCAAAUUUCACUUGGAGCCGGUUUACAGUAUGCAAUAAG
Molecule: messenger RNA, 1348 nt
Organism: Prunus mume (Japanese apricot)
Lineage: Eukaryota; Viridiplantae; Streptophyta; Magnoliopsida; Rosales; Rosaceae
Source: RefSeq, a predicted model, not a curated record